CGCUGUUCUCCUUUCUCUUCUGGUUCAGAUUUCCUCCCGUUCGUUUGUGAUCUGUGCCGCGGAAGUUUCUGCCUGGACCACAGGAGCAGAGAGGCCCACUCGUGUUCGGAGGAGCCGGCGAAGAACGAGCCUCGGACGACUGGAGGAAAUAAAAGUUAUCCGUGUUCGUUUCAAGACUGCAGAGGGAAGGAGCUGCUGCCUGUCGUCUGUCCGCAGUGUGGGAAACAGCUCUGCUUGGCCCACCGUCACCAAGAUGAUCACGAGUGUGAGAAGUUGGAGGUCCAGAAACCUCGAAUGGCCGCCACCAAAGAGCUGGUGCAAAAAAUCGUAGAGUCAAAGGACACAUCUAAAGCUAAAGGACGAAGAGGAGCGAAGAGCAGCACCACAGCAGCUAAAGUGGCGUUAAUGAAACUGAAGCUUCAUGCUGCGGGAGACAAGGGGCUUCCACAGGCGGAGAGGACAUAUUUACAGGUUUAUCUCCCGAAGGAC
Molecule: messenger RNA, 489 nt
Organism: Notothenia coriiceps (black rockcod)
Lineage: Eukaryota; Metazoa; Chordata; Actinopteri; Perciformes; Nototheniidae
Gene: zfand1
Product: zinc finger, AN1-type domain 1
Exons: 6
Biological process (GO): cytoplasmic stress granule disassembly
Cellular component (GO): cytoplasm; cytoplasmic stress granule
Molecular function (GO): zinc ion binding
Source: RefSeq, a predicted model, not a curated record